UUUCUUAGGUCAACUCAGUGAUAUGAGUAUACUUGCGAUUUUCUAUUUCACUCUCGCUAUUCUAGAUCUCUAAACGAUGGCCACGAUGAAUCCUUUUCACUCAGCACGCCUGAUCUACCGGGCAGUCGAGCCCAACGAAGACGAAGACUUCUUCCUCACAAUUCAGCAAGAUCCGAUUGGCUUUCGCAACUCGAACGCAAGACUAGCGUCACCACAAUCCCGCGAAGAUGUGAAACGAUACAUGGAACAUCUUGCAAGCAAAGCACUUCUUGGAGUCGUAAUAUGUCUACCCGCUCCAACGCCCGAGUCGAAGCCCAUUCCUAUUGGAGAUAUACACUUAAGUCCGAUCCCCUCAUAUCUGGCCCAUCAUCGAAAUACGACUAUUGGCAUUGACAUCCUCCCGGAAUAUCAAGGCAAAGGCUAUGGUAGCGAGGCCAUAAACUGGGUCCUAGAAUGGGCUUUCCAGAUUGCAGGAGUGCAUCGGGUCGCGAUUUCUGCAUUUGAAUGGAAUGGAGGCGCCGUGCGGUUAUAUGGGAGACUCGGGUUCCAGCUUGAAGGGAGAGCCAGAGAAGCCAUGUGGUACAAUGGACGCUUCUGGGAUGACGUGCAAUUCGGCAUGCUUGAACAUGAAUGGCGAGCGAAGCAUCUAUCCACUGAUGGGCAAAAAACACACUCAAAUUGACGACUCAACCUGCGCAUUUGCAGGUGCAGUAGUCAUCACUGGUAUGGAGACGCCGGACUCCUAGACCUGACCCAACUUACACGAGCGUCAGAGUCUCGCAUUGCCCCUGGACUUGCCUGUUGUUCGUGACCAGAUCGGAAG
Molecule: messenger RNA, 823 nt
Organism: Cercospora beticola
Lineage: Eukaryota; Fungi; Ascomycota; Dothideomycetes; Mycosphaerellales; Mycosphaerellaceae
Product: GNAT family N-acetyltransferase
Molecular function (GO): acyltransferase activity, transferring groups other than amino-acyl groups
Source: RefSeq, a predicted model, not a curated record